AUGGACGGGGGCAGCCACCGCGAGAAGGAGGGUCGGGCGGCACGGCUGGACAGGUGUGGGGAAGCAGAGGGCCAGGCACUGGUGUGGGGCCCUUUGCCACCGCGGGCGGCCAGCCUGGACUCCAUGGCCCUCCCCCCGGGCCCUGCGGAGGGCACCCCGGCCGCGGGCACCCCAGGGCCCAGCCACGGCCCCGCCGCCAGCCCGGCCGCCACGAGGCGCGCCCGACUGCGAGCACUGGAGGCCGAGGUCCAGGCGGCCUACGGGCAGGACCGGGAGCUGCGCCCAGAGGAGAUUGAAGAGCUGCAGACGGCCUUCCAGGAGUUUGACCGAGACCAGGACGGCUACAUCGGCUACCAGGAGCUGGGCGCCUGCAUGCGGACGCUGGGCUACAUGCCCACCGAGAUGGAGCUCAUCGAGAUUUCCCAGCAAAUCAGUGGCGGCAAGGUGGACUUUGAAGACUUCGUGGAGCUGAUGGGCCCCAAGCUGCUGGCUGAGACGGCCGACAUGAUCGGGGUCCGAGAACUGCGCGACGCCUUCCGGGAGUUCGACACCAACGGGGACGGCCGCAUCAGCUUCGGGGAGCUGCGCGUGGCCCUCAAGGGCCUCCUGGGGGAGCGGCUGAGCCAGCGGGAGGCGGACGAGAUUCUCCAGGACAUGGACCUCAACGGCGACGGCCUGGUGGACUUCGAAGAGUUCGUGCGAAUGAUGUCUCGCUAGGCUGACGCCGAAGCAGGGCGCCGCAUUCCUGGGGAGCCCGGCCGCCGGAAGUUUCUAGAUGCCAUCUGCCAUCGCCUUGUCUGGGCC
Sorex araneus (European shrew) is the source of this 804-nucleotide messenger RNA. RefSeq names its product calcium binding protein 2 (gene CABP2). The record is from RefSeq and is a predicted model, not a curated record. The transcript has 7 exons. Lineage: Eukaryota; Metazoa; Chordata; Mammalia; Eulipotyphla; Soricidae. Gene Ontology annotation, molecular function: calcium ion binding. The coding region runs from base 1 to 717 and encodes 238 amino acids.